GGUUGCAGCCUCUCGCCCGGCUGCACGUCUGGUUUAGCGCCUCCAUACAUAUAAUCGCGGGUGAACCUCUCGCUGCAUGCACAGGAGCAGGCCAAAGUGAACGUCGCGUGCAUGGGCGAGUCUCGAGGAAUUUGCCACAAUGCAGAAACUGUAUGCUAUUUCACAUCUAUCUACUCUGUCGCCUUGUCCCAGCUCUGCCAGCACCGCAGCGGGGCACCAUGUACAAAUCUGACAUGACCAUUCCAGUCAAGCAAUACUCUGAGAUAAGCACGAUAAUGCAACAUCUGUCUAUGGCGAUUGCGGCUGGGGCCGAUGAAGCCAACUCGCAGCCCGACGCGCAACAGCACACGACACGGCAAUGCGCGCGGUUCCAUUUCCCUGUGUGCAGCCGGGCAGAGGGCAGGCAGUGUCGCACCAUGUGCCUGGUUAUAGGAGCUGCUGUUGGGCGAUAAGCACCAGGGGCGGACAUGGGUCGGGGUAAUCAAAGCUAGAUGCAAGCUUGAGCAAUGUUAGCAAUCUGACGGCAAGACAGAGCCAACUUGGUCGAGUUUAUCGAGUGGGGUCAGACGACAGUACUGGCAAGUAGCAGGCGCCUUGCGAAGGCACCCGGACAGCUCCGGUUUCUUCAAGGUCGAAUCGGCAAGGAAAAGAAGGUGCUGAGGCUAUAAUCAUUCCAGAAAAGCAACGAAAAAGGGAUCAACUUACCCAGUGCACAGAGCUGGCUCGGGGGGCAUCGCGAGCCAGCACGCAG
Exserohilum turcica Et28A is the source of this 751-nucleotide messenger RNA. RefSeq lists its product as uncharacterized. The transcript is spliced from 2 exons. The record is from RefSeq and is a predicted model, not a curated record. Lineage: Eukaryota; Fungi; Ascomycota; Dothideomycetes; Pleosporales; Pleosporaceae. Bases 219 to 452 code for a protein of 77 amino acids.